Messenger RNA from Cariama cristata (Red-legged seriema), 1635 nucleotides. It is a transcript of the gene TSLIG3A, whose product is annotated as family with sequence similarity 98, member A. NCBI's taxonomy places the organism in Eukaryota, Metazoa, Chordata, Aves, Cariamiformes, Cariamidae. The record is from RefSeq and is a predicted model, not a curated record. Gene Ontology annotation, cellular component: tRNA-splicing ligase complex. The annotation marks the transcript as partial. The transcript has 7 exons.
CAAACAUUAAUAAACUGUGCUUUUGUUUUACUUUUCAGUUACAAAGGCCCAUUGUUAGAUGAUGGAGCGCUGGCUCAGGCAGUCUCUCGUGGAGCCAGUUCCCCUGAAUUCACCAAACUCUGUGCUUGGUUGGUAUCUGAGUUACGGCUGUUCUGUAAACUAGAGGAAAAUGUGCAGGCAACUAACAGUCCAAAUGAAGCAGAAGAAUUUCAACUCGAAAUGAGUGGGUUGCUGGCUGAAAUGAACUGUCCAUAUGCAUCGUUAACAUCAGGAGAUGUGACAAAACGCCUUCAUAAUCAAAAGAACUGUCUCUUGCUGCUUACAUACCUCAUCUCAGAACUGGAAGCUGCCAGAAUGCUGUGUGUGAACGCCCCUCCUAAAAAAGCACAGGAAGGAGGUGGCAGUGAAGUCUUUCAGGAGCUAAAAGGCAUAUGUAUUGCUUUAGGCAUGUCCAAGCCUCCAGCCAACAUAACGAUGUUCCAGUUCUUCAGUGGAAUUGAAAAAAAACUGAAGGAAACCCUAGCAAAGGUCCCACCUAGUCACGUUGGAAAACCUUUAUUGAAGAAACAACUGGGACCAGCUCACUGGGAAAAAAUUGAAGCAAUUAAUCAAGCCAUAGUCAAUGAAUACGAAGUCCGAAGAAAACUGUUAGUCAAACGUUUGGAUGUUACUGUGCAGUCCUUUGGCUGGUCAGACAGAGCUAAGAGUCAAACAGAAAAACUGGCUAAAGUCUACCAGCCAAAACGUGCCCUCUUAUCUACUAAGUGCACUAUUUCCGUUGCAAAUCUCUUGGCAGCUCGGCAGGAUCUGUCAAAGAUUAUGAGAACAAGCAGUGGGUCCAUCCGAGAGAAGACUGCAUGUGCCAUUAAUAAGGUGCUGAUGGGCAGAGUGCCUGACAGAGGAGGAAGGCCCAACGAAAUUGAACCGCCACCGCCUGAGAUGCCACCGUGGCAGAAAAGACCGGAGGCUGGUCCACAACAAGGUGGCGGCAGAGGAGGAAGAGGCGGCUACGAAUCCUCAUAUGGAGGGCGAGGAGGUUACGACCACGGGGGUCACGACCGAGGAGGAAGAGGAGGCUAUGACUCCUCAUAUGGAGGGCGAGGAGGUCAUGAACAAGGAAGCCAUGAUCGAGGGGGACGAGGAGGACGUGGUGGCUAUGAUCAUGGUGGCAGAGGAGGUGGAAGAGGAAACAAGCUUCAAGGAGGUUGGACAGAUGGUGGAGGUGGUGGCUACCAGGAUGGCAGCUACAGGGAGAGCAACUACAGAGAUGCAGGUUUUCAAACAGGUGGCUACCACGGUGGUGGUGGUGCUGGCGGUGGCUACCAAGGAGGAGGCUAUGGUGGCUACCAGUCGUCUUCAUAUUCAGGAAGUGGCUACCAAGGAGGUGGUGGUGGCGGUGGCUACCAGCAAGACAACAGAUAUCAAGAUGGUGGGUCCCACAGUGACCGAGGGGGUGGCCGUGGUGGAGGGAGGGGUGGCCGUGGUGGUCGUGGUGGCCGUGGAGGUCAGGGAGGAGGCUGGGGGGGCAGAGGUGGACAGAACUUUAAUCAAGGGGGGCAGUUUGAGCAGCACUUCCAGCAUGGAGGUUAUCAGUAUAAUCAGUCUGGCUUUGGACAAGGAAGACACUUAACAAGC